Messenger RNA from Maudiozyma barnettii, 1938 nucleotides. It is a transcript of the gene PRP39, whose product is annotated as Prp39p. Gene Ontology annotation, molecular function: protein binding. Lineage: Eukaryota; Fungi; Ascomycota; Saccharomycetes; Saccharomycetales; Saccharomycetaceae. Gene Ontology annotation, biological process: RNA processing; mRNA 5'-splice site recognition. The coding region runs from base 1 to 1938 and encodes 645 amino acids. Gene Ontology annotation, cellular component: commitment complex; U1 snRNP; U2-type prespliceosome. The record is from RefSeq and is a predicted model, not a curated record. The transcript has a single exon.
AUGACCGAUUUAUUUUUGACACAUCAGGAUGCUUUGGCAGGAUUGGAUCCAGCUUUCAUCAAGGAGAAUCCGGAAUUUGUUGAAGCUUAUGGAAAUAUUAAUUUAAAGGAUAUUGGGGCAUUGAAUACAGUAUUGAAGUCAGUUGAUCAAUUAUUGAAAAAGUAUGCUACUCCAAAUGAUAAGAUCAAGAAUACUGUGGAAAUAAUAUUUAGACAAAUCCUCUCGAGGUAUCCUUUAUUAUUUGGUUAUUGGAAGCGAUUUACUGCUAUUGAAUAUCAAUUUCAUGGUCUUGAGACUUCAUUAAAAACAUUAGAAAAUGCGACGGAAUCCUUCCCACAUAGUGUAGACUUAUGGUGUGAUUACUUAAAAGUGUUAAUUGUUAACUAUCCAAAGGAAUCAGAACUAAUAAAACGCAAGAUCGAUAAAGCUAAAGAACUCGUUGGUUGGCAGUUUUAUUCUCAUCCAUUUUGGGAUUUAAUAUUAGAUUAUUAUUUAAAAACGGAAACAGAUGUUAUUCAGUUAUAUCAUGAACUAAUAUCUAUACCACUCCACCAAUAUGCAAAAUAUAUUACUGCAUUUAAAAAACUCCUAACAGAAAGAAAGCUUACUGAGGACAUUAAGAAAGUGGAUGCAAUGGGGAAACAAAAUCAAAUAAUGGUAAAUCAAAUAUGGCGUUUUGAAAGUUUGAUUAAACAGAAUUACUUUAAUUUGACUCCACUGCCACCAUCAGAAGUUGAGAAUUGGAUAAAUUAUACUCAAUUUCUAACGAAAACUUAUUGCGAUAAGCCACAACUCAUUAGAUCAGUAUUCCAAAGAAGUUUAAUCCCAUGUUGCUUUGUUGAAAAGAUAUGGGUACGAUAUUUAACCUGGAAUCAGUCUAUCGACACCACAAAAGAUUUAUCUAAACUUGAUGAUCUUAUUCAGUUAUAUGAAAAAGGUUGUAGAACGUUACCUAAAACUACACAUGAAUUCCGAUGGAUGUUUAUUGAUCGUUUAGAAAAGAGUUAUGCAUCUAAUGAGAAGGCUGGGAAAGUGCUCAUUUUCACAUCGUUUUGUAAAUGUAUUAAAAAUAUGAUUGAGAUAUGGCCCUAUAGACAGGAUCAGAUUAAAUCUAUGGAAACCUACCUGAGAAUGUUAAAAAUAUCUAAGUAUUACUCUUCCUUAGAUACGCCUUCAAAGCAACUUAUAUCACAACAAACUACAUAUUCCAAAUAUCUGGAAACCUGUAUUAACAAUUUUAUUUCCGACAGAGUAGAUCAUUCAAUUGUGCUAGAAGACCUUAUAAAUGAACGUAAUUUAGCUGUUGUCGUAGUAGAACUCAUUAGAACAACGUGGUUGGUUCUUAAAAAGACAUUACAAACAAGAAAAUAUUUUAAUCACUUUUCUAAACAUCCAUCAUUAAGAACAUCCGUGGACUUUUGGGCAAUAUAUUAUAAUUUUGAAAAAUCAACCAAGAAUUUUGUCAGGUUAAAUAGUUUUGUUAGCGGAUUAGGCACAGAUUUACUAUUACCGACAUCUUUCAUUAAUGACAUAAUAAAUGAUUAUAAAAUAUUUUACUUAUUAAAUUCAAAUAUUACAGAAUAUCAAACAGGUAAAAUCGGGCCAACCUCAUCUCAUAAUUCAGAAUCUGCAGUCAUACUGGAUCCGAUACUUGAAAUUGGUUUUAAGAUUAACAAUCCGAAAUGGACAAGAAAAAUAUCAAAUAACGGUAGAAUUAACAAAAUAGAUGCGUACAAAAAUUCGCAAUAUAAAGAAAAUGGCCAUCCAGGUAUAGUCUCAGACACACCUCAGAUAACUAAUUCAAUAAUUCAGCGCCGUUCAAAAUCCUUUAAAAAUAUUUUACCAGGGCUACCAACCUUUAGAAACCUUGAGAAAAUUAACCAAAUAGGUAAUUAUAGAGAUUACUAUUCAGAAGAUAUCUUGAAUUCUAAGCAAUAG